This is a messenger RNA of Acanthopagrus latus (yellowfin seabream), 1730 nucleotides long. RefSeq lists its product as uncharacterized. NCBI's taxonomy places the organism in Eukaryota, Metazoa, Chordata, Actinopteri, Spariformes, Sparidae. Bases 47 to 1417 code for a protein of 456 amino acids. The record is from RefSeq and is a predicted model, not a curated record. The transcript has 3 exons.
AAAAAAUAAGAAAUUUUUUUAAGAAUCGAAUAUACUCAAAUAUACUAUGGUAAAACAAGCUUCAUCAGCCCCUGCUGAAGAGCAUUUCCAAUCUGAUCCAAGUGAGCCGGACAGAAGCAGACAACGAGUAACAGAAAAGUGCCAGAGACAGGAGAUAUCAUCGACCAGUUCCACCGAACAGCAGCCCUUCAAAACCCAAAGUGAACAAGACCAGCAGCAGGAGGACCAUCUCUCAAGCCCGGAGGAGAAUAACAACAACAUUUAUCCAGUAGAGGAUUUGUUUGUUACGUUUUCUAAUGACAUGGAUAUAGAUUCUAUAAAAAACAUUUCCAAUUAUCAAAUAAAAUAUUGGUUUGAAAGUACCUCCUUAAAUGUCAAUACUGAUAAUACUCCCCUUACAGAAAGAUUUAUUCAGCAGUUUAUAGAGAAGAUUGAAGAAUUACCCAAAAACUGUGGCAAAAGUAAAUUAAAUUUUGCUGCUGUCCUAAAGAAAAAAAAGAAACAGUAUUUGAAUAUAAAAAAAAUAAAUAAUGCAGUUGGUGCACGUUGGCCCUCACAGUCUUUCAUAGACAAAUGUAACGAUAAGAUACAGAAAAAAGAAAACAUAAAACAAUACACAGUUGCGAUUGUGUUUAAAGACGAUGAUGCUCAGAUUUCUCCUUUGAUUGUGCCAGACAUUUUAACAGUGAAUAAUUGUGAUUGUAUCAUAAAAUAUAAAUUGCAUAGUGAGGAAAUCUUAAUCAGAGUUCUUCAUCAUUAUCUUCAGAACAAUGGAAACAAUGUUCAACAUGUUUUUAUCUACACGCAUUACAGCCCGUGUAAGCUGAGAAAAGAAGAAUGCAGAGAACCAUGUAUGUUGCUGCUGCAGAGAACAGCAGAUCAGUGGUACAAUGAAUAUGGAUUUGGUACUGAGGUGGUUUACGACGUGUCUUGGGUAGUUACUCCAAAAUAUUUUAAUGAUGUCAAUUAUUCCCACAUCUCUCACGAGGAAGUAAUUCCAUUUUUCAAAUCAAUUAUUGAAGACUCUGACAAUAUCCCCUUUGAAUUAUACACACAAUUUUUCAAUGAAUUAAAGCCUGAGAAGUUUGUUAACAAAGAUAUCCAAUCUGAGCUUCAAAAGCUGAAGGCACUGCCAACUUCAGUUAGGCUGAAAAACGAGCAUUUGGAGGAGGGAUAUAAAAUUAUUGCCAAUCUUGAAAACAUUCAAGAUCAAGACAAUAGGAUAAAAUGUGAUACUCUGAAAAAGAAGUUCGAAGACAUUGUUAACAAGAGUUCCAUAGUACCGAUAAGAGAAAUACUGUACAAAGACUUCAACACUACAGUGGAUUAUUUGAUUGCAAACGACCUUCAAGAGGAUGACAGCAGCCACCUCAAGCUUCAUCACAUCCUGGAUAGAAAUCCAGGACAUCCUGGAUAGAAUUCCAGGACAUCCUGGAGAGAAAUCCAGGAUGUGAACUGUUUUUGAUCACAAUGUUACAGCAUAAUGCAAAAUAUAUUUUGUUUUCACAUAUUUUUUUAAAAUAUCUUCUGAAGUUGGACCUUCGCUUUUUGCAGUGACACAAAAGUUUGGGGCUCUUUCAGAAUACGUUAAAAAAAAAACUUUUUUUGAAUUGAUAUAUAAACUCUGGGUAUGAAUUGCAAUGAUAGUACUGCUUACAGUUGAAACUGGAGUUUGUUCUGGAUCUUUGUUGUCUGCUCUGCCCUGAAAAUAAAAGCUUAAUAAUCUAGAA